Molecule: messenger RNA, 627 nt
Organism: Merops nubicus (carmine bee-eater)
Lineage: Eukaryota; Metazoa; Chordata; Aves; Coraciiformes; Meropidae
Gene: TMX1
Product: thioredoxin-related transmembrane protein 1
Exons: 7
Source: RefSeq, a predicted model, not a curated record
GAGGACCUGGAAGUGAACAUCGCCAAAGUGGACGUGACGGAGCAGCCGGGAUUAAGUGGACGAUUUAUCAUAACAGCUCUUCCUACCAUUUAUCACUGUAAAGAUGGAGAGUUCAGGAGAUACCAGGGUGCCAGAACUAAAACUGAUUUCAUAAAUUUCAUCAGUGACCAGGAAUGGAAAUCAAUUGAACCAGUUUCAUCAUGGUUUGGUCCUUCCUCUUUCCUGAUGAGCAGCAUGUCAGCUCUGUUUCAGUUGUCCAUGUGGAUCAGGCACUGCCAUGGAUAUUUAACAGAGAAGGUUGGGAUGCCAGUCUGGGGCUCCUAUGCUGUUUUUGCCUUGGCAACUCUCUUCUCAGGACUGAUACUGGGACUUAUCAUGGUGUUCUUGGCAGACUGUAUCUGUCCCUCCAAGAGGCAGAGAGCACCACAGUACCCUCAUUCAAGAAAGCUAGCCCCAGAGUCAGCUCAGCUGCUGAAAAAGCUGGAUGAAGAGCAAGAAGCAGAUGAGGAGGAUGUCUCAGAUGAUGAAGCAGAGGGGAGAGGGGUGUCUGACAGGAACUCAGCACCCAACACCGUCAGGCAGCGCCCUGUGAACCCUCCUGCUGCUGCUGCUGCAGAGAAGUCUUAG